Messenger RNA from Gopherus flavomarginatus (Mexican gopher tortoise), 2639 nucleotides. RefSeq names its product pescadillo ribosomal biogenesis factor 1 (gene PES1). Gene Ontology annotation, molecular function: RNA binding. NCBI's taxonomy places the organism in Eukaryota, Metazoa, Chordata, Testudines, Testudinidae. Gene Ontology annotation, cellular component: PeBoW complex; nucleolus. The record is from RefSeq and is a predicted model, not a curated record. Gene Ontology annotation, biological process: ribosome biogenesis; maturation of LSU-rRNA from tricistronic rRNA transcript (SSU-rRNA, 5.8S rRNA, LSU-rRNA). The coding region runs from base 98 to 1825 and encodes 575 amino acids. The transcript has 15 exons.
AGCCGUGCGUCGCGCCCCACGUGGGGAAGUGGGAGCAGCCGCCUGCAGAGCCAGAAGAGCCGGCGGGCGGGAGCGUGGCCGCUGCUGAGCCGCAGCCAUGGGCGGCCUGGAGAAGAAGAAGUAUGAGAGGGGAUCUGCCACUAACUACAUCACUAGAAACAAGGCCCGGAAGAAACUACAGCUGAGCCUCGCAGACUUCAGGCGUCUGUGUAUCCUGAAGGGGAUCUACCCCCAUGAGCCCAAACACAAGAAAAAGGUGAACAAAGGUUCCACUGCUGCUCGGACUUUUUACCUCCUUAAAGACAUCAAGUUCCUCCUUCAUGAGCCCAUUGUCAACAAGUUCCGGGACUAUAAGGUGUUUGUCCGGAAACUCCGGAAAGCAUACGGGAAAAGCGAGUGGAAUACCGUGGAGCGGCUCAAAGAUAACAAGCCCAGCUACAAGCUUGACCAUAUCAUCAAGGAGAGAUACCCGACCUUCAUCGAUGCCCUGCGGGACCUGGAUGAUGCACUGUCCAUGUGCUUCCUCUUUGCCACCUUCCCGCGCACUGGCAAGUGCCACGUGCAGACCAUCCAGCUGUGCCGCCGCCUGACUGUGGAGUUCCUCAACUAUAUCAUUGCCUCCCGCUCCCUGCGCAAGGUGUUCCUGUCCAUCAAAGGGAUCUAUUACCAGGCUGAGGUGCUGGGGCAGCCCAUCACCUGGAUUGCUCCAUAUGCCUUUGCCCACGAUCACCCGACGGACGUGGACUACAGGGUCAUGGCAACCUUCACGGAGUUCUACACCACACUGCUGGGCUUUGUCAACUUCCGCCUCUACCAGUCCCUCAACCUGCACUACCCCCCCAAGAUUGAAGGCCAAGCUGAGGCAGAGUGGAAGCUGGAGGAGGGGCAGACGUACGCCAUGGACUCAGAGAGCUACAUGGAGAAGCUGUCGGCUCUGAGUGCCAGCCUAGCCCGAGUAGUAGCGCCGAACCCAGAGGACGAAGUGCAGGUGGAUGAGUUCCCUGUGGAUGGGGAGACUGCGGAGCAGGAGGUGGCGAGGAAGAAGGAGCAGGAGGCAGUAGAGAAGCAGAAGAAGCUGUUUGAGGGGCUGCGGUUCUUCCUGAACAGAGAGGUGCCUCGGGAGCCCAUAGCUUUCAUCAUCCGGUGUUUUGGAGGCAGUGUGUCUUGGGACAAGUCUGUGUGCAUUGGUGCCACCUACGAUGUGAGGGACCCAACCAUCACCCACCAGAUUGUCGACCGGCCCAGCCUGGAGAAACAGGUGAUAGGCAGGUAUUACCUCCAGCCGCAGUGGGUGUUCGACUCUGUCAAUGCCAAGAUGUGCCUCCCAGUGGCUGAUUAUUUCCCUGGCGUGCUGCUGCCUCCUCACCUCUCGCCCUUUGUUUCGGAGAAGGAUGGGGACUACAUACCACCUGAAAAGCUGAAGCUGCUGGCCCUGCAGAGGGGCGAGAACCCAGCGGAAGAGAGCGGAGAUGAGGAGGAGGAGGACAGUGGUGGUGAUGAUGAUGACGAAGGCUCUGAAAAGGAAGAUGAUGGGAAACUGAAGAAGCUGGAAGAGCAGCGAUCCCAGGGAAAGAAGCUGCCAGUGAAGGUGUCAGCAGGCACGGUGCGGCUGGAGGACAAGCAGCGAGCAGCCCAGGAGGAGCAGAGCGAGGAGAAGCGUCUCGCCAUCAUGAUGAUGAAGAAGAGGGAGAAGUACCUUUACCAGAAAAUCAUGUUUGGGAAGAAGCGCAAAGUCCGAGAGGCGACCAGACUCGCCGAGAAGAGGAAAGCUCAUGAUGCUGCCACAAAAUCAGAGAAGAAAACCAAGAAGGUGCGACGGGAGUGAUGGGUCUGUCGGGCUCUGCCCUCCCUCCAGGACUGGAGCUGCCCCUUGGCCCAAGAGACCUGCUUUCUAGACUGUACCUUGGGCCUUCUCCAGGACAGGCCAUACAACAGAAGCCACCAGCAUCUGGCCAGCCAUGACCUUCAGCUCUGUCAAUGCUCUGGGGACACCCUCAAUUACCACCUAUCCCCUCUAUUUAAAAACAAAACCAACCUCUUCCCCGAUCCUCUGGGACCCCAUCCAAGGCGAGGCUGCGGGAUUGUUCUUUGUCUGCUUCACCCACUCCAAUGCUAACAGGUCAUCGGUGGGAGGGGGCAGUGGAUAUCCCCCACCUGGUGUUUCCUGGCAGAGCCUCCAGGUAGGCAGAUGAGGGGUGUGCAAAGGGAAGAAUCCUUCCCGUGGCUGCAGCAGAUCAUGGAUGCAGCCAAAGGUCCCCAGAGAAGCCAAAUGGCCUGUUAAGUGUCAGCAGCUCUCCCCAGGUCAGGGGAGGGGAGGCUGUGCCUGGUGCAGGCAAACAUCUUGGGGCUCUGGGUACGGGUAAAAGCAGGACCCAGGGUGAGCUGGGCCAGGCUCUGAGCUGGGGCUCCUCCAGCAGGCUGGGCACCCUGGAGCCUGCGGCAGGUGCCCCUCUGAGGGAGGGUCCCUUUGCUGUUUGCUUUGCAGGCUGGGGAUCUGCACCGUUCCUUGCAGGCAGUGCAGGCAGGUUGUGGGGCCUCCUGGGAAAAGUUGGCCCUCCCCCCUGCCCCUGAGCUCCCCUUCUCACAGGGGCCUGUAAAUGACUGAUUUGUACUGUACUUUAUUAAAGUCAACUUUCACA